This is a messenger RNA of Cetraspora pellucida, 183 nucleotides long. The record is from the annotation of a GenBank genome assembly. NCBI's taxonomy places the organism in Eukaryota, Fungi, Glomeromycota, Glomeromycetes, Diversisporales, Gigasporaceae.
AUGUUAAAUACUUUUGUAAAUCAGGAUAAAUAUUGUAAAAAACUUUACAGACUACAAGCUGAAUUAAAUCUACAACAUCUAGUUAAUUCUCUUUCAAUUAAUAAUUUAAAACAAAGUGUUAAUCAACAAAAAAAACAGAAUGGAUUAAAAUUUUUAGAGCUUUUAAUAUCAACUGAAGAAUGA